Frankliniella occidentalis (western flower thrips) is the source of this 1335-nucleotide messenger RNA. RefSeq lists its product as uncharacterized. The transcript has 4 exons. Lineage: Eukaryota; Metazoa; Arthropoda; Insecta; Thysanoptera; Thripidae. Bases 21 to 1301 code for a protein of 426 amino acids. The record is from RefSeq and is a predicted model, not a curated record.
AACAAUUGAAUCAAGGCAAGAUGACAGAAGACAGAAGACAGACAAAAAAGUCUGCAUACACCAUAGAUACUUCAGAAGCGCUUUUAUACUCUGAUACUCUGCUUCGAGUAGUAAAUUGUUCAGUAAUCUUUGUCAUCGACUGGUUAACAGUAUUGUACAAGAUGAGUGACACUGUUGAAACAGAAAAGUAUAAACUAAAACAGGCGCUUGAGAUGAUUCAGCCAGUUUUAAUGUCAAAGCUCCAGAAAGCUAAACCUUUCAUGAAAGAGGGUGACUUGGAGGCACUACAUCGACUGGCAGAAGGCAAAGGCACAUGUUAUUAUAAAUUUAGUAAUAAUGAGUGGAUUAGCUCAAUACCAUUAGAAUCAAAUGAGAACCUUAAUAUAUUCCUGUGCACUCUACUGGCAUUCAUCUGGCAGACACACGAGCUUAAACAGAUAUCAUAUGAUCCAAUUGACCUGCGAAUCGCCAGAUCAAAGAGAAGGAUCCAUGAAGAAGAAAAUAUAAACGAAAGGGGAAAUGAAAUCGAAGAAACGGGAAAUGAAAUUGAAAAAAGGGGAAAUGAGGAAAAUUCUGGAGAUGAUUCUGAAGAAGACGAAGAAGCUCUCUCUGAAGAUGGAAUCAACUAUCUGAUUGGCCCCUAUGAAAUUGACUUGGGAAGAGAAGAUACAUACCAUUCUCUGUUCGCAACUCACCGAAAAAGUUGUGAACGCAGACAACGCAAUUUUCUGAACUCAAAGCACCUUCCAAAAGCACGCAAACUGUCCGGGGUUGAUAUAUGGAGAUAUGGAUACAAAUUUAAUAAGGCUGUCCUAGAAAAAGCAGCAGCUUCCCUGGAGGAGCUGAAUAUAGAAGACUUAGACGUCAAGUUCAUUGAUGUAUUAGAAAAUGCAUACAUGCCAAAGCUGCGCAGACUCAACUUAUGGCUCAGAAAAGUCGAUGAGGAAAAUGACAGACCUCCAUUUAUUUUCCCUUCACCAAAGGAGGGUCACAUAGGACUACGAUACCUGAGAGCUCAUGUGCCUAGGCCUGCACUUGAGUCUCUGCUCUCAAGCAAUGCUAAGACCCUGCUAGAGGUGCACUUAAAAGUUGGUACUGCCCACAGUAAUUGGGACAGGUGGCCAAAUAGUUGUAGGGAUCUUGACAAACUACUUGAAUGUUGCAAGGGAACACUACGCCGGCUGGUACUGAUUCGUGAUUCAUAUGCACAUACCAGAGCCUCCUGCAAAGAUCAGGUUGAAGCUCUAAAGCAAAAUUUACCUGGCUUGAAUGUUACAUGUGAAUAUUGUUGCCCCAAGUAAUCCAGAGAUGGAAAUAAAUUAAGUUUUCCACCAA